Messenger RNA from Ochotona princeps (American pika), 863 nucleotides. RefSeq names its product TM2 domain containing 1 (gene TM2D1). Gene Ontology annotation, molecular function: G protein-coupled receptor activity; amyloid-beta binding. Gene Ontology annotation, biological process: apoptotic signaling pathway. NCBI's taxonomy places the organism in Eukaryota, Metazoa, Chordata, Mammalia, Lagomorpha, Ochotonidae. The transcript has 7 exons. The record is from RefSeq and is a predicted model, not a curated record. Bases 11 to 637 code for a protein of 208 amino acids.
GGUGUCCAUCAUGGCGGCCCCCUGGCCCUCGGGGCUCCGUGCUUCGGAGACUUUGGCUGCUCAGCUCCUCGGUGUUCUGUGGCUCGUGACGAUCAGUACAGACCCUUCGGGGGCUGCCGCCACCGCCGCCGCUGGGGGCGAGGAGACGCUCAAGUGCGAGGACCUCCGAGUGGGACAAUAUAUUUGUAAAGAUCCACAAAUAAAUAAUGCUACACAAGAACCAGUUAACUGUACAAACUACACAGCUCAUGUUCAGUGUUUUCCAGCACCCAACAUAACUUGUAAGGAUUCCAGUGGCAAUGAAACACAUUUUACAGGAAAUGAAGUUGGUUUUCUGAAGCCCAUUUCUUGCCGAAAUGUAAACGGCUAUUCCUAUAAAGUGGCAGUUGCAUUGUCUCUUUUUCUUGGAUGGUUGGGAGCAGAUCGGUUUUACCUUGGAUACCCUGCCUUGGGUUUGUUAAAGUUUUGCACUGUAGGGUUUUGUGGAAUUGGGAGCUUAAUUGAUUUCAUUCUUAUUUCAAUGCAGAUUGUUGGACCUUCAGAUGGAAGUAGUUACAUUAUAGAUUAUUAUGGAACAAGGCUUACAAGACUAAGUAUCACUAAUGAAACAUUUAGAAAAACACAGUUAUAUCCAUGAAUAUUUUAAAAACAACUUGGGUUUGGACCGCCUUGAUUUUAAUAGAGAACUCAGUAGAUGAACUUCUAGAUUUUCCUUUUUCCUUCACAUACUCACUCUGUGAAUUCCAUAUGAUUUUUUUUGUUGUUGUCGAUGUAUUGAUUAUGUUUGUUUGGUCGAUUUAGUAGAAGUGUAUGAUUCUGAGAUUUAUUUAAGAGAACUUUGAAAGCUGUAUAAUAAUCUUUCU